ACGGGUGCGCUUAGGAUACUUAUGGCGCCCGAAAGGCUCCCGACGGGAGUUAUAUAUUGCUGGCGACGACGUAUUGUACAAUUAACCGUUGAAGACGAAAAACAACUCACUACGUGGUUUACAUCACCGUGUUUUGAAAAUAGGCAUCAUAACCAUAAGCGGUUAUGCGUGGUACGUGCCGAAAUACAUCACCUUCCCGUUAAGCGCAUCAUCCAAAUGAAUUCACCUUCCGCGUGACGAUCUUAUAAAGCCUGGGUUGAAAUCUGGCACUACAGUUAGUCCUACACGAGAGCUAAAAUGCUAUCGAUUACAAUUGCAAUUUUUCUCGCUGUUUUCGUUGCUUCCGAAGUAAUCGUUAUACCACUCGAUCACGCCAUAGAAACCUGCGGCCGUGAUCUCCAAGUGUGUGAAAGUCGUCUUGCGUCGUACCGAGCGCUUACCUUCCCGGAUGACCGGGACACGCAAUGCUUCGUCAAGUGUGUGCUGAUCGAACUUCACGCCUGGUCCAACCCCCGGGGACUUCUGAAACAUUCCACGAUUCAGCAGUACUUCAUUCCCGAUUCAGCCGACUGUGAUUACGAAGAGCGCACUCGACGCUGCCUGGACCAAACCUUGCCAAAUUGCAUCCCCGGAGACAGCUGUUCGCGAGCGUACUGGUCGUUUCUCUGUUACAAAGACAACUAUGGCAACUUGGUAAGACAGCUAAACCAAUUCAUUCCACCAACGGAACUGGACAUCAGUCAGCAUCAGCUAGAUUGCGUAGAUAUCCUCAAACUUCCGCGAGAGGAACUACUGAAUUCAGCUUCUUUAAACGAUUCAUCGAAUUGCUAUGCACGGUGCUUACUGCUGCGCAGCGAAAUCUACACUGACGAGAACGGCUUGGAUUUGGAUCGACUCUAUGUGCUGGUGGGAUACAAUGCUAAGAAAAAGGCAUUUUUGGAAUACGCUAAACAGUAUCUGGCCGCAACUUCAUACGACUGUCAAACGGACAGGUGUCGUGCUGCACAGGUACCUUACCAACUUUUCCACGAACAGCUGGUGCAUAUGUUCCGCACCGACGGCACGAGGGACAUUUCCUAUGUCUUUGAUGUGAAUAACGUAUGAAGGAAUAAAUAAUCUUUCACAACCCGGCACUGACACAUAAAUCUAACGCGAAAGAAAAGUAAUUUAAAACCGGUAUAAUCCAACGACAAACUGUCAAAAGAUCAUAUUUGCUUUCGCAAUUUGUUUAUCGUUUGGUAGUCUUAUAUACUCAAUGAGCAGGGAAAUGUAAAAUGACAUCUUUGCAGAAUGCAACUCCUUUCAAACCAUACUAUGUACGUCUGGGGAAAUUGGAACCCUUUGCCAGAGCGUUCGAGUCGUUGGAAAAUGCAAAACCCAAACCACAAGCUACGGGAGUGGGAAUGCGAAUGGUAUUUGAACAAGUUGAAAUUCGAAUCGCUGAAGUGUGCUGCUGUUGACUUGCCUUGCCUCUUGUCCGACACCGUCUUCCAAAUUAUCCUUCCUUUCACAAGUGAAACUUGACUGUGAGAGAGGACUCCCAUGUUCAGUGGCAGCGGUGGUUGACAGUUUCUGUAAAUUAGCAUGAAUACACACGACGAUGGAAGCGACGGCGUUGGCGUCUUGGAAAAUGCAAACGACAAAUUGGAUCCCGCUUUAUCCUAUAUAGCACUGAUUCAAGUGGGGGGAAAACUUUGCAACAUGUCUUUUCUCUACAAUGAGUGCAGGCGUGCGUGAAAGUGGAGCUAAUUUUCUUCGUUCAGGACUAACGGCUAGGGAGGUGUGUAGAUUUG
Ochlerotatus camptorhynchus is the source of this 1793-nucleotide messenger RNA. RefSeq names its product general odorant-binding protein 45-like. Gene Ontology annotation, molecular function: odorant binding. The coding region runs from base 298 to 1104 and encodes 268 amino acids. NCBI's taxonomy places the organism in Eukaryota, Metazoa, Arthropoda, Insecta, Diptera, Culicidae. The transcript has a single exon. Gene Ontology annotation, biological process: sensory perception of smell. The record is from RefSeq and is a predicted model, not a curated record.